Messenger RNA from Leptosia nina, 1230 nucleotides. Lineage: Eukaryota; Metazoa; Arthropoda; Insecta; Lepidoptera; Pieridae. The record is from the annotation of a GenBank genome assembly.
AUGGAUGGAAUAGUGAACUUCUUCAACACAGUCCUAUCGUAUGCGGGAAUAAAGAUUUGCAACUUGGAGAAGAGAAACUCGAAACCAUGGCGCUACUACCUUGUCUUCAAUAUGGGCAUAGCGAUCGCAACUAUCGGCUUCGUUUCCAACUUCUUCGUCAUUCACUUCUGGGACUUUGACAAAAGCAUUCAGGCCGGUUGUUUCGUGUUGACAUUUUGCAUAACGUUCUCGAAUUUAUUUAACUUUUUCUACAAUAAAAUCGCUUAUGAAACCUAUUUAGAUGAGAUGGUGUUUAACGAUCCAGGCAAAGAGAUGCCAUUGAUAAAGGAAGCGUUAGAGUCUAACGUCACCGGUGAUAAGAAUGCCGCUUUCAAAAAUUUUAUCUUUAACUCAGAGAAGGAGUGGAUUAAAACGUCUGGAUUGAUCCUGAGGAUCUAUUGGCUGUCCGCCUGGUUUACUGCAACUCUGUACUACUUAGGGCCUACAUAUAUUCUUAUUACAAAGAGGGGUACUUCGCGGGUUCUACCGGUACAUAUGGAAUUUCCUUGGAGUAUUCAGAAUUUUUAUGUCUACCUUGGAGUGCUGAUAUACCAAGCACAUGCUGGGUAUUUGUGCUGUGUUGCCUACCCCUGCUUUUUGUCAUUGCUGAUGUUGCUUUUCUUACAAGUAACGCGACAAUUGAACAUCUUAACUCAUAUUAUGAUGAACAUGAGUGACAUGAUGUAUGAAGUUAUCGGUGAGCGAGAUAGAAGAUGGGAUCAAGCAUGCUAUGCCAUUCUAUCGCAGUGUGUUAAACACUACGUCAAAUUAAAGAGAUUCGCAAAUCGUUUGAACGGAACGUCUGAAAUUUUCAUCUUGGUUUUUAUACUUACCGCGAUGACACUAGAAGCUAUUUGUUUUAUAGAAAUAGCCUUAUCUCAUGAAAUCAAUGUGGAUACAAUAAAGUACUUAGUACUUCUAUCUGUUGUAAUAAUCGGUGCUUUUCUCUUAUGCACUAUGGGUCAACAGGUUAACAACGCGGUUGACGAAUUGGAGUACGCGGUAACAGAGAAAUGGUACAUUUACGAUUUGCGACAUCGAAGGAGCGUGCUGAUCUUCUACAUGGCUGUGUCUCAGGGCAUGCCGAUCAACAUCUAUGGCUCCGUGGCACUGUGCUCUGAUACGUUUUCAUGGUUCUUCAAGAGCGGUGUUUCUUUCUACACAGUUGUUAAAUCGGUGCUAGAAGAUUAA